Molecule: messenger RNA, 1275 nt
Organism: Labrus bergylta (ballan wrasse)
Lineage: Eukaryota; Metazoa; Chordata; Actinopteri; Labriformes; Labridae
Source: RefSeq, a predicted model, not a curated record
AUGAACAAUCAGAUCACGAGGUUACAGAACAACUCAAACGUACGACUAACAGGAGAACACAAAGGUCCAGACUCUGUUCCCAAAGGUCCAAACUCUGAAGGUCCAGACUCUGUUCCCAAAGGUCCAGACUCUGUUCCCAAAGGCCCAGACUCUGAAGGCCCAGACUCUGAAGGUCCAGACUCUGUUCCCAAAGGUCCAGACUCUGUUCCCAAAGGUCCAAACUUUGUUCCCAAAGGUCCAGACUCUGUUCCCAAAGGUCCAAACUCUGUUCCCAAAGGUCCAAACUCUGUUCCCAAAGGCCCAGACUCUGAAGGCCCAGACUCUGAAGGUCCAGACUCUGUUCCCAAAGGUCCAAACUCUGAAGGCCCAGACUCUGUUCCCAAAGGUCCAAACUUUGUUCCCAAAGGUCCAAACUCUGAAGGCCCAGACUCUGUUCCCAAAGGUCCAAACUUUGUUCCCAAAGGUCCAAACUCUGAAGGCCCAGACUCUGUUCCCAAAGGUCCAAACUUUGUUCCCAAAGGUCCAGACUCUGUUCCCAAAGGUCCAAACUCUGUUCCCAAAGGCCCAGACUCUGAAGGCCCAGACUCUGUUCCCAAAGGUCCAAACUCUGUUCCCAAAGGCCCAGACUCUGAAGGCCCAGACUCUGAAGGUCCAGACUCUGUUCCCAAAGGUCCAGACUCUGAAGGUCCAGACUCUGUUCCCAAAGGUCCAGACUCUGUUCCCAAAGGCCCAGACUCUGAAGGCCCAGACUCUGAAGGUCCAGACUCUGUUCCCAAAGGUCCAGACUCUGUUCCCAAAGGUCCAAACUCUGUUCCCAAAGGUCCAAACUCUGAAGGUCCAGACUCUGUUCCCAAAGGUCCAAACUUUGUUCCCAAAGGUCCAGACUCUGUUCCCAAAGGUCCAAACUCUGUUCCCAAAGGCCCAGACUCUGAAGGCCCAGACUCUGUUCCCAAAGGUCCAAACUCUGUUCCCAAAGGUCCAAACUCUGAAGGCCCAGACUCUGUUCCCAAAGGUCCAAACUUUGUUCCCAAAGGUCCAGACUCUGUUCCCAAAGGCCCAGACUCUGUUCCCAAAGGUCCAAACUCUGAAGGCCCAGACUCUGUUCCCAAAGGCCCAGACUCUGUUCCCAAAGGUCCAAACUCUGAAGGUCCAGACUCUGUUCCCAAAGGCCCAGACUCUGUUCCCAAAGGUCCAGACUCCAUCUUCUCGUGGAGUCACAACAAAAGAAAAGCAUCGAAAUACAUCAGUCUAGAAACGAGAAGAAUUCACACUUGA